AUGUCACAAGAGGAUUCUUCACCUUCUGGAGUAGGAGAACGACAUGUUGACAUUAGCACUUGUUAUCUACCGCAGGAAGAGACAGCACCAGUCUUCUUUGGCAAUAAAUUGGGUUCCGGUUUCAGUAGAUUCACAUUUCAAAAUGAUGUUUGGGCGUAUGGAGUUGUACUUUGGGAGCUGACCACACGUGGACUAACGCCAUAUGACGGCAAGAAAGGGAUUGAAAUUAUUGAAUAUCUACAAUCGGACAAAAGACUGCCAUUGCCUGAAUACUGCCCAGUCCAACUAUAUAAUGAUAUUAUGCUACCAUGUUGGCAUGCUGUUCCUCAGAGUCGUCCAUCUUUUGCUACUCUGCUGGUUUCCCUUAAUGAUCUUGUCAGUUCCAUGGAGAAAACCCAAUCGCAGCAACUUGCUGGCAAUUAUGAACAGCUUUUUCUCAACUAA
Molecule: messenger RNA, 444 nt
Organism: Necator americanus (New World hookworm)
Lineage: Eukaryota; Metazoa; Nematoda; Chromadorea; Rhabditida; Ancylostomatidae
Exons: 4
Coding region: 1-444 (147 amino acids)
Biological process (GO): protein phosphorylation; cell surface receptor protein tyrosine kinase signaling pathway; multicellular organism development
Cellular component (GO): plasma membrane; signaling receptor complex
Molecular function (GO): transmembrane receptor protein tyrosine kinase activity; ATP binding
Source: RefSeq, a predicted model, not a curated record